AUGGCGCCUCCAUCAGUCUAUGGGCCCACGGGUCUAGUCAGCCCCAGCAACUCUCCGCUGCAAUCGUUGGCCAAGCCCCAGACAGCCAUCGUUGAAGAUGAUUCCACAAUACAAACCGUGGAUGAGCUCGUUCGACGGAGGGCACGAAGCCAUCCUGACAAGGUGAUCGUGUCCUACCCCUCCACGGGCAUUGAAUAUGUCGACUACACCAUGCGUCAACUUGACGUCUUCGCAUAUCGCGCGGCAAAGUCAUACCAGCAGUCACUUCCUACGCGCCUGUCCUCGGCAGAAAAGCCCAUGACGGUAGCAGUCAUCGGGCCGUCAAAUUUCGAGUAUCUCAUUACAAUGCUUGCCUUGACCAAGCUGGGACACACCACACUCUUUCUGUCGACCAGAAUUUCUCAGGAGGCUGUUGAGAACUUGAUAAAAACGACUGGGGCUCAGGUUCUCAUCGCGGAUCCCCGCCAUGCCGCAACCGCAGAAGUCGCUAGGAAGUCGCUGCCCGGCCUGGAAACUCUUGAAAUUGUGAAUAGUUCAGCCUUUGAUUUCGAGAUUGAGGUUCACGCAGACACGCAGCUGGAUGCUCACCUCGACCCAGCAACCGAGACAAACAACCGAGUUUACAUUAUUCACUCAAGUGGUUCCACGGGCUUGCCCAAGCCGAUUUAUCAGACUCACAAGUCAGCAGUUGCCAACUACGCCUGGAGCAUGGAGAUGAAGGCAUUCAUCACGCUGCCACUGUAUCAUAACCACGGCAUCUGUAACCUGUAUCGCGCGAUCCACUGCGGCAAGCAGAUUCAUCUGUACAACGCGGAUCUCCCCCUUACCCACAACUACCUGGCCAAGAUUAUGCGAACACACCGUUUCGAGAUCUUUUACGGCGUACCGUAUGCACUGAAGCUCCUCUCCGAGACGGACGAGGGCAUGUCCCUCUUGCGGGACCUCAAGGUUGUCAUGUAUGGAGGCUCGGCCUGCCCCGAUGACCUUGGAAACUCCCUGGUCGACCACGGAGUUAACCUCGUCGGCCACUAUGGAGCUACCGAAGUUGGUCAAUUAAUGACCUCUUUCCGCCCCGCGGAUGACAAGGGUUGGAACUACGUGCGUGAGACGCCCAAAUUGUCACCAUACCUUCGAUGGGUGCCCCGCGGCGAGAACCUCUACGAGUGCGUUGUGCUCGAAGGCUGGCCAUCCAAGGUAGCCUCAAACCAGGACGAUGGGUCGUACGCGACCAAGGAUCUCUUUGAACCCCAUCCCACGGUCCCCAAAGCCUGGAAGUACAUUGCUCGCCGUGACGAUACCAUCAAUCUCGUCAAUGGUGAAAUGUUCAACCCCGUAUCUACCGAGGGAACCAUUCGCUCCAGCAAGCAUGUGACCGAAGCCGUCAUUUUCGGUGUCGGUCGAUCGGCCCUGGGCGUAUUGAUUGUCCCCGCCGCGUCGCUCGGGGGCAAGACCGAGGAGCAAGCGAUGGAAGUCAUCUGGCCCGUGGUUGAUGCCGCAUGCCGCAACGUUGAGGCAUAUGCCAAGAUCCCCAAGAACCUCAUCAAGAUCCUACCCUAUGGCUGCGACUACCCCAGAACCGACAAGGGCAGUGUCAUUCGCCAGGCUUUCUACAAGACCUACGCCAAGGAGAUUGACGAGACGUACGACAAGGCGGAUGCCUCUUCCGGCAAUCUCCAGAAGCUCAGCCUGGAGCAACUCCACGAAUUUGUCCGUCAGUCCGUAUCCAAGGCAUUGGGCAAAGAGACUCCCUUUGAGAAUGAUACAGACUUCUUCUCGCUCGGCUUGGACUCGCUGCAGGCCAUUCAAAUGCGAAGCGACAUCUUGAAGACCAUUGACGUCCAGGGCCACAAGCUUGGGCAGACGGUGGUUUUCGACCAUCCGUCAGUGGAGAAUUUGAGCGCGUACCUGUUCAGUCUUUCGAGCAACGAAACGGCCGUGGAAGAAACGUCGGUCGAAAGUGAGAUGCGCAAUCUCAUCGAACGAUACUCCCAAAAGCCGGCAUCGAGUGACCGAGCCCCUUCAGCCGUCGCCGUCACCGGCGCAACAGGCUCGCUUGGAGCGCACGUCGCUGCAAAGCUCGCCAGAGACCCCACGAUCUCAACCGUGUACUGUCUCGUGCGCGCCAAGAACGACAGCGAAGCCGCCCGGCGCGUGCAAGCUUCUCUGAUCCAAAGACGCAUCUACCACGGCCUUCGACUCGCCGAUCGCCAGAAGAUUGUCAGCCUCGCGUCGGAUCUCUCGGACGACCAGCUCGGCUUGACAAGUGAGAACUACACCCAACUGACCGAGACCCUGCGGUCCGUGAUCCACUGCGCGUGGUCCGUCAAUUUCAACAUGCGCCUCUCGAGCUUUGAAAAGUCCAACAUAGCCGGCGUCUCGAACCUCAUCUCCCUCUGCAAAGCGACGCCGUCAUCGGCCGCAACGUUCAACUUCUGCUCCUCUGUCAGCACCGUCGUCCGCGCGACGACCGUCCCUGUCCCAGAGUCUCUUCCGGAGCUCGAGUGGGCGCAAGGCAUGGGCUACGCUCAGUCCAAGUGCGUCGCCGAGCACCUCUGCGCCCGUGCCGCCGAGCGCGGCGUCACGGCGCGGGUGCUACGCGUCGGCCAGAUCGUCGCGGACACGAAGCACGGCGUCUGGAACGACACGGAGGCGAUCCCGCUCAUGCUGCAGGCGGCCGUCACGAUCGGGGCGCUGCCUCGGCUGAGGGAGACGCCGUCCUGGACCCCCGUCGAUGUCGUCGCCGCCGCCGUGUCCGAGAUCUCCCUCUCGGACGCCGGUGGUGUGUUCACCAACGUGACGAACCCCAGGGUGUUUGACUGGACGAGCGACUUGCUGCCCGCGCUGAGAAGGGCGGGGCUUGAGUUUGAGGAGGUCGAGCCCAAGGAGUGGGUGAGGCGUCUCCGCGCGUCGAACCCUGAUCCGGCGCGCAACCCGCCGAUCAAGCUCGUCGAUUUCUUCGCUUCCAAGUACGACAAGACGGAAUUCGGUCCUUCCAAGUCCCUGCCGGCAAGCCUGAGGUGA
Molecule: messenger RNA, 3021 nt
Organism: Verticillium dahliae VdLs.17
Lineage: Eukaryota; Fungi; Ascomycota; Sordariomycetes; Glomerellales; Plectosphaerellaceae
Product: L-aminoadipate-semialdehyde dehydrogenase
Exons: 4
Coding region: 1-3021 (1006 amino acids)
Molecular function (GO): phosphopantetheine binding
Source: RefSeq, a predicted model, not a curated record